Messenger RNA from Pelodiscus sinensis (Chinese soft-shelled turtle), 1032 nucleotides. RefSeq names its product trace amine-associated receptor 7a-like. Gene Ontology annotation, cellular component: membrane. The record is from RefSeq and is a predicted model, not a curated record. NCBI's taxonomy places the organism in Eukaryota, Metazoa, Chordata, Testudines, Trionychidae. Gene Ontology annotation, biological process: G protein-coupled receptor signaling pathway. Gene Ontology annotation, molecular function: trace-amine receptor activity.
AUGAACUCAACUUUUCUGGAAAAGGAAGAUUUGCAAUACUGCUUUGAAAACGUAAAUGAAUCUUGCUAUAAGACACCAUUAACUUCUGGACUCCGAGUAACCUUGUAUAUUCUGCUUGGUUUAUUAACGAUUCUUACUGUAUGUGGAAACCUAAUGGUAAUUGUUUCAAUUGCUUAUUUCAAACAGCUUCACUCACCUACAAAUUUUUUGAUUGCCUCCUUGGCGUGUACUGACUUUGGUUUGGGUCUGACCGUGUUACCCUUCACCACUGUAAGAUCUGUUGAAACAUGUUGGUAUUUUGGGGAAACAUUCUGUAGAUUUCACUGUUGUUUGGACCUAUCAUUCUGUCAAGCAUCAAUAUUUCACUUGUGUUUCAUUUCUGUUGAUCGAUAUGUUGCUGUCAACUACCCUUUAAUUUAUCCAGUUAAGUUCACAGUGCCUGUUUCAGGCAUGUUCAUAGCUGCUGCCUGGACAUUUUCUUUAAUAUUCAGUUUUUCUUUAGUUUACAUUGGGGCUAAUGACAAAGAGAUAGAAGAAAAAUCAGUAACUGCUCUCUCCUGUGUAGGGAGCUGUCAGCUUGUCUUCAACAAAACAUGCGUAGUUAUAUCCUCUCUACUGUUGAUAAUACCUUUCUUUAUUAUGAUAGCACUUUACAGCAAGAUAUUUGCUGUGGUUAAACAACAAGCUAGAAUGAUAGAGAUUAUGAACAACACCACCCAGUCAUCUGAUAAUUAUAGCGAAAGAGUUGCCAAAAGAGAGAGAAAAGCUGCUAAAACCCUAGGCAUAGCUGUGAUAGCUUUUUUGGUAUUCUGGUCACCUUAUUUUAUAACUGUAGUAAUUGAUGGUUUCCUCAACUUCAUAACUCCAGCCCUUGUCUAUGACAUUACAGUUUGGGUUGCUUAUUCCAACUCUGCCAUUAAUCCUUUGAUUUACACUUUCUUUUAUCCCUGGUUUAGAAAAGCAAUGAAAGUCAUUGCGAGUUGUAAAAUCCUUCACUUUGAUUACUCAACAAUGAAUUUAUUUUCUGAAUAA